GGAUUCGUGAAUACCCGUGACGCUGGCCUCUGGGCCCCUGGCGGCCCGUCCAGCUCUGCUCCAGUGCGGAGACAGGCGAGAAGAGAAGAGACAGACGCAAAUCGCCCCGCCUUUUGGUGCAGGGAUCGCGGCGCUUUACAGCCACCGCCGCGUGGUCCCCACGCGUUGGCGGGCGUGAGCUGGGCAGCUGGCGUCGUCUUCCUCGCCCCGGCUUCUCGUGCCCUCGCCGCUGUGCGAGACCGGGUUCAAACCGGCGCAACCGAGAGGGGGUAGUCCCGUCAUUAUCACGCCGGGGAGGCUGCAGCCCUAGCUAAAAUCUGCUUCCCCACCCACGGCGGGCGGGACCCACGCAUGUGCCACCGGCCCUCUCCCCUUGCCCAUGUGCCCUGUACUACCUCUCUCUCUCUCUCUCUCUCCACUUAAAAUCUCACCUCCAAAACUAGUCCAGUCUCUCUCUCUUCUCCUCUCUUCUCUAACUCUGCCUCUCUGACGCAAUGCCGUUCCCCACCGCCUUCACCGCGCGGCGGCGGCGGCACGAGGGCGCCGCGGGUCGUUGGUGCGGGCUCGUGGUCCUGGUUCUGAUGGCGCUCGAGGCUGGCGCGGCGGCGGAGACGUCGCCGUCGGACGUGGCGGCGAUGCGGGCUGUGGCGAAGGCGCUUGGCGCGGACAAGACGCUGGGAUGGGACGUCGCCGGCGACCCCUGCUCGCCGAAGCGGUGGGACGGGGUGUCAUGCGACUCGUCGGGCCGCGUCACCGCGAUCCAGGUCGGUGCGCGCGGCCUCACGGGGACCCUGCCUCCGGAGGUGGGCGACCUCACCGAGCUCACCCGCCUCGAGGUUUUCGACAACAAGCUCUCCGGCCCGCUGCCCUUGCUCCCGGGGCUCUCCUCGCUUCAGGUUUUACUUGCCCAUAACAAUAGCUUCGCCUCCAUCCCCGCCGACUUCUUCAAAGGCCUCACCGGGCUCACCGCCGUCGCCAUCGACUACAACCCGUUCGCGUCGUGGACGCUCCCCGCCUCCCUCGCCGCCUGCGCCUCCCUCGCCAACUUCUCGGCCAUCAGUGCCAACGUCUCUGGCACGCUCCCGGACUUCUUGGGUGCGAUGCCGGCGCUCCAGCGGCUGUCGCUUUCCUUUAACCAGCUGUCAGGACCCGUACCGGCGUCGCUGGCCGGCGCGCCGCUGGUGCAGCUCUGGCUCAACGGCGCGCACCUCAAUGGGUCGAUUAGCUUUGUCAGCAACAUGACGUCUCUGGAGCAACUGUGGCUGCAUUCUAACGAAUUCACUGGGCCCUUGCCGGACUUCGCGGGGUUUGAUGAUCUAUGGGAUUUGCAACUUCGCGACAACAUGCUCACAGGGCCGGUGCCUGAGAGUCUUUUCAAGCUGAAGGCUCUGAAGAACGUGACCCUGACGAAUAAUUUGCUGCAGGGUCCGAUGCCUCAGAUUCCCAAUGGACUUCAUGCUGAUAUCGAAGCAGAUACAGAGCGGUUCUGUGUGCAGGAAGCCGGGAAGCCGUGCAAUCCCCUUGUGAGCCUGCUGCUUGAGGUUGCGGCUGGGUUCAUGUACCCAAAGGCACUUGCUGAGGAUUGGAGGGGGAAUGAUCCAUGUAUGUUUCCGGGUGUUACUUGCAUCCAAGGUAACAUUACUGGGCUGACUUUUGCCAACAAGGGUCUCAGUGGUAGUAUCUCACCGGCCAUUGGGAAGAUUAGCUCACUUAAGGUGCUAGAUCUUGCUAACAAUAACAUCACUGGUACUGUGCCUGAGGAGGUUGCCGUGUUGCCUUUGCUGACAAAAAUUGAUUUGUCAAACAACAAUCUCUAUGGGAAACUUCCUACCUUUGCUUCCAAGAAUGUGGCGGUGAAUACUGCUGGUAACCCUAACAUAGGCAAGGAUGCUCCUGCACCAACUGCAGGACCAGGUAGUAGCAACAACAGUCCAUCGGGAGGAAGCAGUAGCGGAAGCAGUGGUAACAAUGGGAAUGGGGGCUCCUCUUCAUCUUCUGUUGGAGUCAUUGCUGGCUCAGUGGCUGGUACAGUUGCUGGACUAGGCCUUGUUGCUGCAUUAGGAUUCUAUUGUUACAAGAGAAAACAGAAGCCUUUCGGAAGGGUGCAGAGUCCACAUGCCAUGGUUAUCCAUCCGAGGCACUCAGGUUCAGAUGACAUGGUUAAAAUCACAGUUGCAGGGGGAAAUGCUAAUGGUGGUGCUCGCGCAAGUGAGACAUAUAGCCAAGCGAGCAGUGGUCCACGGGACAUCCAUGUUGUUGAAAGUGGAAAUAUGGUCAUUUCAAUCCAAGUUCUCCGCAAUGUGACCAACAACUUCAGCGAGGACAACAUCCUUGGUCGAGGAGGGUUUGGCACUGUUUACAAGGGUGAACUUCAUGAUGGCACGAAAAUUGCUGUAAAGCGGAUGGAGGCUGGUGUGAUGGGUAACAAGGGGCUAAAUGAGUUUAAAUCAGAGAUUGCUGUUUUGACCAAGGUUCGUCACCGGAACCUUGUUUCGCUGCUGGGCUACUGCCUUGAUGGCAAUGAGAGGAUUCUUGUGUAUGAGUACAUGCCACAGGGGACACUGAGCCAACACCUGUUUGAGUGGUCAGAGAACAAUUUGCGACCAUUGGAAUGGAAAAAGCGGCUUAGUAUUGCACUUGAUGUUGCAAGGGGCGUUGAGUACCUUCACAGCCUUGCCCAGCAGACCUUUAUCCACAGAGACUUGAAGCCAUCAAACAUACUUCUUGGUGAUGACAUGAAGGCCAAGGUGGCAGACUUUGGAUUGGUCAGGCUUGCACCAGAUGAUGGGAAGUGCGUCUCCAUAGAGACAAGACUUGCUGGCACUUUUGGGUACCUUGCACCAGAGUAUGCAGUUACUGGACGAGUGACCACAAAAGCUGAUGUCUUCAGCUUUGGUGUCAUCUUGAUGGAACUGAUUACAGGGCGCAAGGCACUUGAUGAGACUCGGCCAGAGGAUAGCAUGCAUCUAGUUACAUGGUUCCGGAGAAUGCAGCUGAACAAGGAAACAUUCCGCAAAGCAAUCGACCCUGUUAUUGACCUUGAUGAGGAGACAUAUGCUAGCGUUAGUACUGUCUCAGAGCUUGCUGGUCACUGCUGCGCUAGGGAAGCACACCAGAGGCCUGACAUGGGCCAUGCUGUUAAUGUGCUCUCUACCCUUUCAGAAGUUUGGAAACCAACUGAUCCAGACUCGGACGACAGCUACGGUAUUGACCUGAACAUGACCCUCCCUCAGGCUCUGAAGAGAUGGCAGGCUUUUGAAGAUAGCAGCCACUUUGACGGCGCAACCUCUUCAUUCGUUGCAAGUUUGGAUAACACUCAGACGAGCAUCCCUACAAGGCCUCCUGGAUUCGCGGAGUCGUUCACCUCUGCUGACGGAAGAUAGACGGGUUAGCUGCUAGGGCGUGCCAAACCUUGUGUGCUUCCGUUGAAAUAGAAGGCUCACGCGAUCCUUGUGUUCAUUCUUUUAGUCUCUUCGCUCCUAAUCUUUCAUGUCCCCUUAUUCGGCUCUGUACUGCCGUGUAGCUGCUCUUUGAUCCUGUCCCAAAAAUUGCCUGGAAGUUGGAAAAAAUUUGCUAACCGGUUAUGUCAUUUGCUAAGAUUAAAGUAGAAGUAUGCUAGGGUUGUUGGGUUGUAUCGGAUGCUGACAAUUUCCAAAUGAAGGUGAUCCUGUAUUCGUCAAAAA
This is a messenger RNA of Zea mays, 3683 nucleotides long. Its product is annotated as receptor protein kinase TMK1. Gene Ontology annotation, molecular function: protein binding; ATP binding; protein kinase activity. Lineage: Eukaryota; Viridiplantae; Streptophyta; Magnoliopsida; Poales; Poaceae. The record is from RefSeq and is a predicted model, not a curated record. Gene Ontology annotation, biological process: protein phosphorylation. The transcript is spliced from 2 exons. Bases 495 to 3383 code for a protein of 962 amino acids.